AUGAGAGCGUCUCGUGUUUCGGAAAUCCGUAAACUAAAGGAUUUAUGCAAAGACAUCGAGUUGGUCUCACGACUCCCAUGUAUUCUAUCAGUUCCUUUUAUUGAUAGUAACGGAGUGACGUCACGCGGAAGAGUGUAUAACCAAAACGCAAAACGACGUUAUAUCAAGUGCAAGUCUCUAGACCUUUUGGGCAAAUCUGAUCCUAGAUGUCCAUUCUAA
Messenger RNA from Arctia plantaginis, 219 nucleotides. Lineage: Eukaryota; Metazoa; Arthropoda; Insecta; Lepidoptera; Erebidae. The record is from the annotation of a GenBank genome assembly.